AUGACAUCCAUCGCUUCUUCCCUCAAUCAUAGCACCCAUUCUUUGAAACAUAAUAAGGCUUCUCCGUCAUACGGUGAUAAGGAAUAUUGGGAUGAUCGGUAUCAAAAAAUGUCGGAACCCUUUGAUUGGUUUCAAACGUAUGAUCGUCUCAAAUUUUACCUCUCAAAACACAUCAAAAACAAAGAUUCUUCGGGAUUGAAUGUGGGAUGCGGAACCUCGCCUCUACCGUUUGAAAUGCAUCAUGAUGGCUAUAAGAGAGUUACAUCUAUUGAUUAUUCGGAAGCAGCGAUUGAGGCAAUGCGGAGGCAAAAUACAAGUCCUGAUUUGGAAUUUCUGACAAUGGAUGCAAAACGAACCAAUUUUCCUUCGUGGUAUUUUGAUUAUGCCAUUGAUAAGGGUUGUUUUGAGUUCAAUUUGCUUUCAAGUUCACUAGAUAAUGGAAAGAGUUAUUUGGAAGAAAUAUAUCGAGUUCUAAAACCAGAUGGAAUAUACUUCAUGGUAUCUCAUACUCCUCCUUCACUAAGAUUACCCCUGUUGCAAGUUGAGGAUUUUCAGUGGGAUGUGAAGGUUGAAAAAAUCUCUAAGGAAAAUUUCACGGCAAUUCCCAAUACUGAGGAAUCGAGCUAUCACUACAUUUAUGUCUGUAAAAAGAAAGAGUUAAAGUAA
This is a messenger RNA of Naegleria lovaniensis, 666 nucleotides long. RefSeq lists its product as uncharacterized. Bases 1 to 666 code for a protein of 221 amino acids. Gene Ontology annotation, molecular function: S-adenosylmethionine-dependent methyltransferase activity. NCBI's taxonomy places the organism in Eukaryota, Heterolobosea, Eutetramitea, Acrasida, Naegleriidae. The transcript has 7 exons. The record is from RefSeq and is a predicted model, not a curated record.